Fonsecaea erecta is the source of this 1008-nucleotide messenger RNA. RefSeq lists its product as hypothetical. The transcript has a single exon. Bases 1 to 1008 code for a protein of 335 amino acids. Lineage: Eukaryota; Fungi; Ascomycota; Eurotiomycetes; Chaetothyriales; Herpotrichiellaceae. The record is from RefSeq and is a predicted model, not a curated record.
AUGUCGAAUCUCAUCAAUAAGGCUAAGGAUGCUUUGUCUGGCAACAAAAGCCAUGACACCACCGCAACCCACACGUCUUCUGCAUAUGGCACUACUGGAACUGGCACCACGGGAGUUGGCCCUCAUGACACUGUCACUGCCAACCGCAUGGAUCCCACCGUCGACAGCCGCACCGGGACGUCCACGGGCGCCGCUGGGCCACACACGUCUAACCUCGCCAAUAAGCUCGACCCCCGUGUAGACUCUGACAGAGAUCACCGUGCCAAUCCACACAGCGCAGCUGGAGGAUAUGGCAAUUCGGGCUAUGGUACAACAUCGACUACUACACCACACAGCACAGCUGGAGGUUAUGGCAAUCCAGGUCAUACAACAACGACCACCGCUGGCCCUCACUCGUCCAAUGUUGCCAACAAACUUGAUCCUCGCGUGGACAGCGAUGUCGAUCACCGUGCCAAUCCACACAGCGCAGCUGGAGGAUACGGCAAUCCGGGACAUGGAACAACAUCAACUACCACACCACAUAGUGUCGUCGGGGGUCAUAGCAGUUCAGCUCACGCAGCAACAACCACCACCGCUGGCCCUCACUCGUCCAAUCUUACCAACAAACUUGAUCCUCGCGUCGACAGCGAUGUCGAUCACCGCGCCAACCCUCACAGUACGGUUGGAGGUCAUGGCAGUUCAGGAUACGGAACGACAGCAACCACUACGGCUGGUCCUCAUUCUUCCAACGUCGCAAACAAGCUUGACCCUCGUGUCGACAGCGACGCCGAUCACCGCAACAACCCUGCUAGCCACGUUGGCGGCUAUGGAGAGUCCCAAGGCACUUAUGGCGGUGCUGGUGUGUCUUCAACCUCUGGAUAUGGCACGACCGGACAUACAGGAGGAGUGACAGGUACCACGGGCACUACCGGUCAUGGAACAACUGCUGGUACACACUCUGCACCCGUGCACGACAGCAAGCUCCUCAAUAAGUUGGAUCCUCGCGUGAAGACCGGCGGUGGAUAUUGA